Messenger RNA from Trematosphaeria pertusa, 1584 nucleotides. RefSeq names its product glycosyltransferase family 69 protein. The coding region runs from base 1 to 1584 and encodes 527 amino acids. The transcript has 2 exons. The record is from RefSeq and is a predicted model, not a curated record. Lineage: Eukaryota; Fungi; Ascomycota; Dothideomycetes; Pleosporales; Trematosphaeriaceae.
AUGGCUCCAAGCCCCCGCCGCUCUGAAGAGUAUGAGCUUCUCCAAAGGACGUCUUCCGAUUCCACACAAGCUUCAGACUUGGACUUUGGGUACGAUGUACCUGCGUGGCGGUCUGGAUAUUUGCGGCUCCCAGCAUGGUCUCGGAUUCGAACGUAUACGUACCUUUUUUGCUCAACAAGAAAACGACGACUGCAUUGUCGCCUGAUAUGCCAUGCAUUCACCGCUAUCGCAUGCUGCACCAUCAUAUUGGUUAUAUUAACCGCCCUGUUUCGGCCUUCGUAUACCCAUCUGCCAGAUCACUACAAGGUUCUCCGGAGCAUAUGUUCAGAAUCAUCCAAGCCAGGACGAGGGAAUGUCAACAAUGAAAAAGUAUUCAUCGCUGCUGCCUUAUACGAUCCCGGAGGAACUCUCGUCGGAGGGGAUUGGGGCAAUGCAGUCUUGCACUUAGUGGACCUUCUGGGACCGGAAAAUGUUCAUCUAAGCGUGUAUGAGAACGAUGCCGAUCCUUCUGCGAACGCAGCUCUUGACAAACUCAGGGAGAAGCUCGAUUGCAAUUCCUCCCUUGUUUCCGAACAUCUACCCCUCGAAGACAUUCCCCGCGUUACGAUACCGACCGGCGAGAGGCGAAUGAAACGUAUCGCGUUUCUUGCGGAGGUCAGAAAUCGAGCCUUACGCCCACUCGAAGCCAAUCCUUCCGCUCAUUACGACAGGGUCCUAUUUAUCAACGACGUCAUGUUCAACCCAAUCGACGCUAUCCACCUACUAUUUUCAACGAAUAUUGAUACCUCUGGUCGCGCGCAAUAUGGGGCAGUCUGUGCAGUAGACUUUAUCAACGCGUUUAAAUUCUACGAUACAUUUGCAACCAGAGAUUUUGAAGGAUACGCGAUGGGAAUACCCUUUUUCCCAUGGUUUACUGAUGCUGGCAACGGAAUAAGCAGGCGGGAUGUGCUAGACCAAAAGGAUGCCGUCCGAGUGCGGGCUUGCUGGGGCGGCAUGACAGCAUUUGAAGCAAAAUGGUUUCUAGAGACUCAUCCAGAGGGCCUCGUCUCCGGUGGACCCUCUUUGGACGCCGAGGCUGCCUUGAAUGUAUCACCCCUCCGCUUCCGUUAUGAAGAGGAUCCGUUUUGGGACGCUUCUGAAUGCUGCCUCGUUCACGCAGACCUGACCUAUCUUCGGCAUGGCCGCAAUAUCACGACGCACUCUGGUAUUUUCACCAACCCUUAUGUCCGCGUUGCGUACGAUUCGCGGACGCUUAGCUGGCUUCCUCUCACGCGUCGGACCGAACGUCUAUAUUCUUUUGUCCAUAAUACACUCAACCAUCUGAUUGGCAUGCCUUACCCAAACCCGCGGAGGCUAGAGCAGCCUGGAGAGGAAGUGGUGGAAAAAGUCUGGAGUUGGGAUAAGUCAGGGGAGGUAACGCAGGGUGGAGCUGGUACUGGUCCCGAGGGAUCUUAUCAUGAUGUCAAGCGUGUGGCUGGCCCUGGACGUUUCUGUGGAGGUAGGACACUGCUUGUAUUGAACGAUGAUCCCAAGCCAGGGGAGAAGAAGUGGGUAAGCGUUCCCCUUCCGGCGGUCUCUAGAUAA